AUGAGCGCACGAGAGCACGUUGGCGAUGCGUUAGAGCUCAGCGAUGAUUCCGAUAUCGAAGUUCAUCCCAAUGUCGACAAGCGGUCCUUUAUCCGCGCGAAGCAGAACCAGAUCCACAUGGAACGCGAGCAGCGCAAGAACCAUAUCCUGACUUUGAAAUUUGAACGCUCAGUCAACGAUGGCCUGCUCAAGCGAAUCUCGGGUCUUCUUGCUGCCCUCAAGUCCCACGCGUCCGAUGCCCCGGCCUCAUCGUCCACCUCGCCUGUGCAACACGCCGCGCAAGUCGCUUUCAAAGCCGUCAUGGAAAGCGCGCCAAAGAAUCCCGAGGAUGACAAUCCUCCCCGAAACCGGAAGGCGUGCACCUCGGCGGCGAGCCCCUACCCACAUACUCCAAGAUGA
This is a messenger RNA of Parascedosporium putredinis, 399 nucleotides long. NCBI's taxonomy places the organism in Eukaryota, Fungi, Ascomycota, Sordariomycetes, Microascales, Microascaceae. The record is from the annotation of a GenBank genome assembly.